Molecule: messenger RNA, 3774 nt
Organism: Bemisia tabaci
Lineage: Eukaryota; Metazoa; Arthropoda; Insecta; Hemiptera; Aleyrodidae
Source: RefSeq, a predicted model, not a curated record
UUUUCAAAACCUAUUCGAACUCUCUUUCAAAAUGACCACUGAUCAGGUGCGGAUGUAAGACAGUGCUAAUAUUAGUAUCGUUUUUCAGGAGCUACCUUCCUUAAAGCUAGAAGAGCAAGUUACAGAGAAAAACUAUUAUUCGCGUACAUCGCGGACCGCGCUAAGGAGAAAGGAGCCAAGCUACAUCAACUAUUUGUGAGGAGACGAACCGGACCCCCCAUACAAAACCACCCUUUUGUAUGGAGAGCUGGCAACGUCGGGAUGAGCUAUGACUCGAGGCGGGAAGUGCUGACUUUGAGGCGAUGUGCGCAUGCGCGCCGCGGGCCUCGGGCGGUCGGAAGUCGUGCUUGACUCCGACUGCUCGAGCCGAAAUCAGUUCGUGUUGGGUCGUUUUUCAGAGCGACUUACCCACCCGAGCUCCGGCUCAAGUCGUAAACUUAUAUAUCCAUCAUCCUUGGUUGAAGCGUCAUCCCGCACUUUUUGAACCAAGCAAUAAACCAAAUGGAACAUUUCACGAUGUUACCCUCAUUUCUUCGGGAGAAUCCGUAACUUAGAGUGACCCUUGCACCUACUAUAGCCGUUGCUGCCCUCGGGAGAGUGAUAGCUGUCGUAGUUGGAGGCCACCGCUCUAGGGUGCGGAUAAGACCCCAAAGGCUCUCUAUAGUGAGUACCCGCCGUUGCUGCCUUCGGGAGAGUGAUAGCGACUCACAUAUAGGAAGUCCAAACCCCCCCCCCUUUUCACCACAUUACAUGGUUGGAGGCGCUUGUCUUUUCCCCAGGGAGAAGUCGAUCAGGUACGCAGUACCUAGGAAUAGGUACUAGGAAUUUAAGACGCUGAUUCACCAGAAGGGUCGAUCAUUCAGUCGUUUUGUCUCCACGUAUUUUUCCUCAGAACUCUACACCAUCGCGUCAUCGAUCAUUAAAUUCCUCGGAGUUUAUUCGGGACCAAAAACUAAUUUUUUUUUCUGCUCAAAUUUUUCACUUGAGCUCAAAAGAUUGUAUUUUUUUUUUUCUCUCAAAAAAUUAGAUUUUACUUUUGAUUCGUAAAAAUCUUUCUUAGAAAAUAUUGAUUUUGUUUUCUUGACAUUGUGAAUACUCUCACAGAGGAAGCUGCAACGAUGAAGGAUCACAAAUUGAUUUUUCAAUUCGGACAAAAAACAAUCACGGUCACAGCCAACGAACUGCUGCCUCACAUCAAAAAGGAGCUACCAAGCUUGGCAUUGCAAGGGAAAAAGAAAAUAAAUGUACUCACCUCCCUUAAACAAAUCAAAACGGAAAAAACCCUAAAGUUUUUACAAGAAGAAUUAGGUAUCCAAUUACCCUCAACAGAAAAACUGCAAGAAAUUACAUCGAUGGAAGAAGUGGGCGACAUACUCGAGGACGGAUCAUCAAAUAACUCCAGCGAAAACGAAGAAGGAGAAGCAGACGAAAACGCCACAGCGAAUAUCCAUAGAUUAAAACACCCAAGCAAACUCACAAAAGAGGAGCUGAUUGCAGAAUUGAAGAAAUUCGGAGUACCGUACGUGUUUGCAAGUACAAAAGACGCAGCUAGGACACUAGCAAGAAUACAAGAAGGGACUCUGGAAGUACCGCAGACUCCAGCAGAGGAAAUUUUUCAAGACACUUUCAGUAGAAUCUCUAAAAUAGCGUCAAUGCCCGUCCAUAAAACAUUGCGAUAUGAAACGCAAUUACAGGAUCUGAAACAGAACACUGUACAAAAUCACGAUGCAAUGCACGGUGAUCCGCAAUCACAGGAGAAACCCCUCAGUGAACUUUCUGGACCUGAGAGUCGACAGCUCGAACACCAACGAAUAACUUGGGAGUCAGCCACCAAAAAUUUGGGAGCUAUCCCAAAAUCAGUAACAGGAACCACGCAUGCAAAAACUCAGAAAGAACCAUUUUCCUGGAAAGAUCAAAGAAAUUACAGCAAAACUGGCCCAUCCUCUCAAAAUAAAGGCUACACAGAGGUACUCAACCACACACAUAAGCAGGACAGAGAUUAUUACGCGGAUUUAAGCCAAAAUCAUAAUAACCUCCCUCAGCGCCUAGGAGAUAGGCAACACCAAAUACACCAAAAAGCAGACCAAUAUUGGUACGAUUACUCUCACCAGUCCGACCACCAGCCGACAUCCGUAAUGCUCCAAGAUCAAUUUACUACACGUGAAACUCAAGAUCAGUCAAGUCGUAAAACUUUCAGUCAAAUGCAGCUCAAAUCGAGUCAAGUCAAACAUACUGCUGAAAAUAAUCACAUGCAAAAUAGAUACCUGCCAAAUAAUCCACGAGACCACCCUACCAGCGGGUAUGAAAAUUUCACGCAAUAUCAGUCUCGUCCAGAAUGGGGAAAUCAGCGUGAAAACAACAACGGAAAUUUUCUGAUGGGUUUGCGUCCUCCAAAACUAGAGAUUCCAAAAUUCGAAAAAAGCACAGCUAUGGACUGGCUCACUAGAUUUGAGAUGAUAAUGGGUCAAUACCCAGACGAAAUGAAAAAACGCCAAUUAAUAGCAUGUUUGGCAAAGGAUGAUAAUCAAUGGUUACAAAACAACAUUUCAGAUAUUCAGGAUGGUGAUUGGCAAGGUAUCCGGAAACUGUUUGUUUUUUACGAAGACGACAGAAAAGGACAUUUUGAGGAGCAGAAAAAAUUCGACGAAACGGCUCAGGGAGAAGCGGAAACAGGAUUAAACUAUGUGGAAAGAAAACUCAGGUUGGCCCAGAGGCUAAUGCAUCCCCCUCCGAUUGCAGAAAUAAUAAAAAGCGUAAUUAAAGGACUCGACGAAUCAUUGAAACAUCUCGUAUAUAACAAAAAUCCACUAACAAUUACAGACUUACGAAUGAGUGUGAAAAGAGCGCAAGAUGAUUGCCAUAUCCUGAACCCCAGUGAUAGCCUGUUGAAACAGCUCAACAAGACGUCCGAAAGCAUCAGCACGCAAGUAAAGACCAUUUUGGAAGAACAACUACGAAAUCUAAAUAUUGAAGGAACCAAGCACGCAAAUCAAGUCACGUUCGCCGAUGAAAGAAAAGAAAAACAACGAUGGUCCAGACGGGACGCCUACGAAGGAGAGAAUACAACCCGGAAGCCACGUGAUUCAAGUUUCAGGAGGAGAUCCUAUUCAAGGGAUAGGUCGACAUCAACACCUCGUUACAGAGAUUACAGCAGAGAUAGAUAUUACAACAAUACUCGGCAGAGUCGCGAUAGAUAUCAUAGAGACAAUGAUAGAUAUCCCAGCCAGGAUCGGAGAUCAAGAUAUUACAGCAGAGAUUUCACCCCAACAUAUCGAAAUCGUGACAGAAGUGCAAGUUAUCAUAGCCGCGAGAGAGAAUCCCGACGUUAUGGUAGAGAGAGCUCACCCGGAUAUCGCAGCCGGGAGAAUCCGAGAUAUCGCAGUCAGGAAAGGUCGAGAUAUCACAGCCGUGAGAGAUCAGGAUAUCACAGCCGUGACAAUGAACAAGACAAACGUCGAAGUCGCGAGAGGAGUUCCAGUAGAAGUAGAGAUGACGAGAGGGAUGAAAUAUCAAGAUAUCCGGAGAGAUCUCACAGCAACGAAAGAUAUCACGAUUCCAGAUAUGGAAAAACAAAUUGGAAGAACACAGAAGGCGGAAGAAGGAACAGAAGCCAGAGCGGAGACUCAAAAAACUGAGAAAAACUCAUCUGGAAGUGGGUCUGCAGAUGAGUCCACAGGAACUUAAGACCCCAAAAACCAAAUUUCCACAUUUUCGAAAACAAACAAAUCAAAAUUUUUCGGACAAGAUUCAAGGCACAAAAGCAAACUCACACAA